AUGGUGAAGGUGCAGGUGAAGAAGGCCAAAUAUGCAGGUCUUACAAACCAUCCAGGGAGGUCUUUGCACUUCUCUCAGGCUAUAGGUGCAGGAUUUUUAUUGCGUUUCCUGACAGGUUCUUUGUCACUCUUUAAGCAUGUUGCUGAGGCUACCAGCUUGGCGAAGGAGGUGUACUUCCUACAAAAUAUUGAAGGUGCAGGGUUAGCGCCAUUCAAUUGUUGGCUUUGUUUGAGAGGAAUCAAAACAAUGGCUCUUCGCGUUGCAAAACAACAGGAGAAUGCACAAAAAGUUACUGAAUAUUUAUCUUCCCAUCCACGAGUGAAGAAGGUCCAUUAUGCAGGUCUAAUUGACCAUCCGGGGAGGUCUUUGCACUUCUCUCGGGCUAUGGGUGCAGGAUCGAUGCUGAGUUUUCUGACAGGUUCUUUGGCACUCUUUAAGCAUGUUGCUGAGGGCCAGAGGCUACCAAGUACUUACUGGUCAAAUCUUAAGGCAUCAUCAGAUGUAUCUCAGUUAAUGUUUCAUGGUAUGACUGGUAGAAAGAAGCAGAAAUAUGAUGACGAGGUCGUGCUCAAUGAGUUGCAUAUCCUUAGGGUUUGCUAUUUUGCCAUGAAAGAUGCAUAUCAAUCUUGGUGGGAGGAGCUUAACAAUCUUCGUAAGGAAUACAGGAUGUCAGCUGAGCCAACAGCUCGACUGGAAAUGGCACCAAUGGUUUGUGUUGUGUAA
Solanum stenotomum is the source of this 723-nucleotide messenger RNA. Its product is annotated as cystathionine beta-lyase-like. Gene Ontology annotation, biological process: transsulfuration. Gene Ontology annotation, molecular function: carbon-sulfur lyase activity; pyridoxal phosphate binding. The transcript has 8 exons. Gene Ontology annotation, cellular component: cytoplasm. The record is from RefSeq and is a predicted model, not a curated record. NCBI's taxonomy places the organism in Eukaryota, Viridiplantae, Streptophyta, Magnoliopsida, Solanales, Solanaceae. Bases 1 to 723 code for a protein of 240 amino acids.